Penicillium subrubescens is the source of this 1395-nucleotide messenger RNA. Its product is annotated as NAD(P)/FAD-dependent oxidoreductase. Gene Ontology annotation, molecular function: oxidoreductase activity. The coding region runs from base 1 to 1395 and encodes 464 amino acids. The record is from RefSeq and is a predicted model, not a curated record. The transcript has a single exon. Lineage: Eukaryota; Fungi; Ascomycota; Eurotiomycetes; Eurotiales; Aspergillaceae.
AUGGUCGCAACAGUACGGCUACUGGCCUUUGCAGAAGUCACGAUUGUUGCCUCUAGCACCGUUUAUAAUUUUGAUGCGACACAUUAUGAUGCCCAAGAUGUCAUAACUCGAGAUGUCGCGGUGAUUGGAGGGGGCUCGUCGGGGACGUAUGCCGCUGUCAAUUUGCAAGCUCUAGGACACAGCGUGGUCCUUAUCGAGAAGGAGGCUGUUCUCGGUGGCCAUGUCAACACAUAUACCGAUCCCACUACGGGAGUGACGGUCGACUACGGGGUGCAGGCGUUCUGGAACAGCACAACCACAUGGGAUUACUUCAAGCUGCUCGGCAUUUCCGGGGAACCUUAUUCCAUCGCCCCUUUGACGAACGCAUUCUAUGACUUUGCGACGGGCACACCCUUGAUGGUGAAAACAGCAAACAACUUCACCGCAUACGCAGAGCAGCUCGACAAGUAUCCGUAUCUUGCGUACAGCUGGAAUCUCCCAGAUCCUGUUCCUGAGGACCUCGUUUUGCCAUUCCAGACCUUCGUUGCCAAAUACAAUCUGUCCAACUUAGCAUAUACCGCCUACUUCUACAGUCAGGGCCUCACAAACUUCUUGCAACAGUUGACCAUCAAUGUGUUCAAGAUGUUUGACUCGACGCUGCUCUCUGGCUUAGCCGGCCACGACGUGGUGCCUCCAAACCACAACAACAAAUUGAUCUUCGAGAAAGGCUUCGACAGGCUAGGUUCUUCCAACGUGCUUUUGUCUUCCACAAUCCUUGCCGCUAAACGGCCUACUGAUGAGACUGAGGUGCUCUUGGUGGCUAAGACGCCUACGGGAAACAAGCUCAUCGUAGUGUCGAAACUUGUCAUCAGCAUUCCUCCCCUUCUGGAGAACAUGCAGUCAUUCGACCUAAACGAGAAGGAGGAAUCAAUAUUUUCUCAGUGGACGUAUAGCAGUUACUACACCAUGCUGGUGAACAAUACCGGACUCCCCUCCGGGUAUCGGUUUAUGAAUGCCAAUUCCAGCACGGCCACCCACAAUAUCCCUGAAUUGCCGGCACCUUAUCAAAUCACCGAAUCGAGAAUCCCUGGGCUGUGGUACGUAUGGUAUGGGAGCCCCAGCCCCCUGACGCAAGCGGAGAUUCAAGCCGACGUGGCAAAUAUAAUCAAGCGACUCCAAGCUACUGCACCCAUUUACUCUCCUCGCCCGUCUCCUGAGUUUGUCGAGUUCCGCAGCCAUACCCCGUUCAAGCUGGAGGUGUCAAAACAAGCCCUUCAGAGCGGAUUCUACAAUCGACUGAACAGUCUUCAGGGCGAGCGCCAUACCUGGUAUACGGGUGCUGCAUUUAUCUCUCAGGCUUCUGGGAUACUUUGGAACUAUACUCACUCGCUCCUGCCAGAUAUUAUUGGGAAUUGA